Molecule: messenger RNA, 767 nt
Organism: Vanessa tameamea
Lineage: Eukaryota; Metazoa; Arthropoda; Insecta; Lepidoptera; Nymphalidae
Exons: 2
Coding region: 25-708 (227 amino acids)
Biological process (GO): regulation of transcription by RNA polymerase II
Cellular component (GO): nucleus; transcription regulator complex
Source: RefSeq, a predicted model, not a curated record
GCGGCGUUUCGACGUAGUUUCACAAUGGAAGAACAGCUUAAAAAUUUAAAAUUAGUCACUGAAGUUGAAAAAUAUUCUUGUUUAUACAAUUCCGAUUUACCAUCAUAUUCGAGAAAGGACAUUACCGAGGAUGCUUGGUCUAAAAUCAGUAAAGAAAUGAAAAUGCCAGUUCAUGCGUGUAAGGAGAAAUGGAAAAAACUACGAAUAGUUUUCAUGAGAUGCUUAAAAGCUGUUUCGAUACCAGGAAGCAAAAGAAAACCAUAUUAUUUAUUCGACGAGAUGCAGUUCUUAGUUCCCCAUAUAAAACAAAAUAUACUGACAGACUCAACAGUGCCUUACGAAUCAAGACAAACAGUAUCUGAAACUAAAGAGACCGAGAAUGAUUCAUUCAAAGAUUCAAUCGAAACAUUGAAUGAUGUUGAAAUUAAACACGAAUUCGACGAAUCGAGCAGUGAAUCCUAUGUGAAUGAAUUUACUAAAAAAAGACGCCUUGAUGAGACUGAUAUGAAUAUUAUAAAUUACAUAGAACGCAAUGUGAGAACCGAACGACCGGUGAGUGGACGUAUAGUGCAUCAUUUGAAUGACCCGGUGGUUUCAUUCUUGAACUGCCUCGUACCAGAAUUGAAUGAAAUGAACGCAUCGCAGUUUAAAAUUUUCAAACGACGCGCUUUAGCAUUGAUAGACAAUAUUAAAGGAGAAAUGUAUUGAUGUUUUUUUUUUAAUUUAGUUAUUUAUGUAUUAACAGUAAGCGUAUAUUUUAAGCGUAA